This is a messenger RNA of Ipomoea nil (Japanese morning glory), 1670 nucleotides long. Its product is annotated as probable lysophospholipase BODYGUARD 1. The transcript has 4 exons. Lineage: Eukaryota; Viridiplantae; Streptophyta; Magnoliopsida; Solanales; Convolvulaceae. The record is from RefSeq and is a predicted model, not a curated record. Bases 23 to 1486 code for a protein of 487 amino acids.
ACCUGGUUUUGUACGGUCUUGCAUGUUCAGAGAAGAAGAGAACAACAAACAACGUACGAGACGAGAUAACGACAGGAAAAUGGCGAUUUCGGGACGGGGUAGAACGGUUCUGAUAGUGACAGGGAGAGUCGUUAACAACGUGCUUAGCUUCAUCGUCUUCUCGUUUCUUGACGUUCUGGAUAUCGUCCUGUGUUACGCUUACAAGUUAGCGGAUUUCAUGGUGGAGGCGCAGUGGAAGGCGUGUUACUGCUCGCCGGUGAAAGAGGCGAUGACGAGCAGCGACGCAAUCUUGGUCUCCGAGCCCGGAGAAUCCAAGGUUGUUCGCCUCACGUCGUCGAGCCAGCUCCGGCUUGACGAAAUCUCGGACACGUUGUACACCCGGCCGUCGCUGGUGGCGGAGGUGUCAAAGGGGAACGAGAUCACGAAGCUGAGAGUGGCCGCCGGCGGGCGGCCACCGUUCACGGUUAACUCCGCCGUUGUUGAAAUGCUGCAAGAGAGAAACGGCGGCCGGCACAGAUCCGACCAGUCCGCUCCCAGGUGGUCGGAUUGCGACUGCGAGACGUGUCAUUCUUGGGCGUCUUCUUGUUGCAAAGACACGUUAUACGUUCAUGUUGAGGGUGCAAAAGGUAAUGGAGUGCAAGAAAACGUGGUGUUCAUUCAUGGAUUCAUUUCGUCGUCGGCGUUUUGGACGGAGACGCUAUUCCCAAACUUUUCCAGGUUGACGAAAUCCAAAUACAGAUUAUUUGCAGUGGAUCUGCUGGGAUUCGGAAGAAGCCCGAAGCCAAACGACUCACUUUACACCCUCAGAGAACAUCUGGACAUGAUUGAGAAAUCAGUUCUGCAGCCACACAAGGUGAAAUCUUUCCACAUCGUGGCUCACUCUUUAGGCUGCAUUUUAGCCCUCGCACUCGCCGUAAAACAUCCCGGCUCGGUCAAAUCUCUCACUUUACUAGCACCCCCUUAUUUUCCGGUGCCGAAGGGGGAGCAGGCGUCGCAGUACAUGAUGAGGAGGGUGGCGCCGCGGCGGGUGUGGCCGCCGAUAGCGCUGGGGGGAUCGAUAGCGUGUUGGUACGAGCACGUAAGCCGGACGGUGUGUCUUCUUAUCUGCAAGAACCACCGUGUGUGGGAUUUUCUUACCAAACUCAUAACCAGAAACAGGAUAAGAACGUAUUUGGUGGAUGGUUUUUGCUGCCAUACGCACCAUGCAGCAUGGCAUACACUGCACAACAUCAUAUGUGGGACCGCAGCGAAGAUGGAGGCGUAUUUGGAGGUGGUGAGCAACCGGCUAACGUGCGGCGUGGCGGUGUUCCACGGCAGAGACGAUGAACUCAUCCCGGUGGAGUGCAGCUACAACGUAAAGUCAAGAAUCCCCCGCGCCCGAGUUAAGGUUUUGGAGAACAAGGACCACAUCACUGUUGUUGUCGGAAGGCAGAAGGCUUUUGCCAGAGAGCUUGAAGAAAUUUGGAAGAAAAAUACCACGUCUUAAUAUUUUUUUUUAAAAAAAAGAAGUAUAUAUAAAACUAUUACUAUUAAUUAAAGUAUGUUUCGCCGUCAGUAUAAUGUCGGUCCAGUGUUAAAGGAAAAUGGAUCGAGACAUAAUGAUGUAUCCAUCAUGCAUGUAUUUAUAAUUAAGGAAUGAAAGUUUGAAUACAAUUGCAAGUUUUGUUAUA